Messenger RNA from Effrenium voratum, 2686 nucleotides. The record is from the annotation of a GenBank genome assembly. Lineage: Eukaryota; Dinophyceae; Suessiales; Symbiodiniaceae.
AAUUCGGCGCCGCCUCUUCCUCUUUCCCUCGCCGGUUUUUUUGGAGCCAUGGCGCUGGCACCGCCAGAAGCUUCCGCCUCCAAUGGGUCCUUCAGCUCCUCGGGGAAGUUGAAGAGCAACAGCGAAUGCGUCAAGGUGGUGGUGCGCGUGCGGCCUCUGAGCUCCAAGGAGAUUGCCGAAGGCCGCGAGGUGAUUGUGCACAUGGACGUGAAGCGGCACGUGGCCAUUCUCCACCGGCCCGGCGGCACGGAGAGGGACGCCAAGGACUUCACCUUCGAUGCCGUUUUCAACGAACAGAUGACUCAACAGCAGAUCUUUGACGACACAGCCGCGGACAUCUUGGACAGCGUCAUGGAUGGCUUCAACGGCACCAUCUUCGCCUAUGGGCAGACGGGGGCCGGGAAGUCCCACACCAUGACGGGGCCGGUGGGGGGCGCGUCGGAGCUGCAAGGCCUGCUGCCGCGCUCCUUCCAGCACAUCUUCACCAACAUCGACAUCACUUCACAAGACACCACGUAUCUGGUUCGGGGUUCCUACCUGGAGAUCUACAACGAGGAGAUCCGGGACCUCCUGUCCAAGAACCCCAAGGAGCGCUGCGAGCUCAAGGACAGCCCCAACAGCGGGGUUUAUGUCAAGGACCUCUCGGCCUUUGUGGUGAAGAGUACCGAUGAGAUGCACAAGAUCUUGGACGCCGGGCUGGCCAACCGCGCUGUCAGCGCGACGCAAAUGAACGAGACGUCUUCCAGAUCGCACUCCAUCUUCAUGAUUACGGUGGAGCAAAGCGCCCGCGGCGUGGACGGCGCAGACCACAUCCGCGUGGGGAAGCUGAACAUGGUGGACCUCGCGGGUUCGGAGCGUCAGAGCAAGACAGGGGCCACGGGGGAAAGGCUGAAGGAGGCCACGAAGAUCAACCUCUCGCUGUCCGCCCUAGGGAACGUGAUCUCCGCCCUUGUGGACGGGAAGUCCUCGCACAUCCCGUACCGAGAUUCCAAGCUGACGCGGCUGCUGCAGGACUCCCUGGGCGGCAACACCAAGACCGUCAUGGUGGCCAACGUCGGGCCCGCGGAUUACAACUACGACGAGACGAUGUCCACGCUUCGGUACGCCUAUCGUGCCAAGAACAUCAAGAACAAGCCCCGGAUCAAUGAGGAUCCAAAGGAUGCCAUGAUCCGGGAGUACCAGGAGGAGAUAAUGAGGCUCAAGGCUGAGCUGGAUGCAUCUGGUGGCGAGAUGGUCGAUGAGAACGGAGUGCCCAUGGGUCCGGGGGGAGUGCGGGUGGAGAAGCAGGUGGAGUAUGUGGAGAAGAUUGUGGAAAGGACGGUGGAGAAAGAGGUGAUCGUGGAGCAGGGCCCCAGCCCAGAGGAAGUGGCAGCCAUGGAGGAGCAGCACCGCCAGCAGAUCCACGAGGCCCAGAUGAAGGCGGAAGCGCGACGCCGCGAGGUAGAGGCCCAGCGCGACCUAGCAGAGUCCGAGAGGUUGCGGCUUCUGGCCCAGAUCGACGAGGAGGAGAACAUCUCGAUGCAGGAGGAGCAGCACAAGCUGGAGCUGCAGGGAAAGCUGCAGCAGAUGGAGAUGAAGAUGGUCCAGGGCAAGCAGGUGAUGGAGCAGGCCAUUAAGCAGGAGCAGGAGCUCAAGAAGCAGCAGAGGCGACUGAAGAAGCAGCAGGAGAGGGAGGAGGAGCUGCGGCGCCAGGAGGAGCAGCAGCGCCAGGAGAACAUGCAGCUGGAAGAGCGAUGCGCCUCCCAGGAGGAGCAGGUCCAGAAGCUCACAACGAAGCUGCAGAAGCUCUGGGACAAGUACCAGAAGGCGCAGCAAGAGAUGGUGGAUCUCCAGCAUUUCAACCAGCAGGAACGUGAGGACAUGCUUUCCAUGAUCCGCGAGCUGCGGCAGACGCUGAAGCUUAAGUCUCUGAUCAUGGAGUCCUUCGUGCCCAUGAAGGAAAUCCAGAACACCCAGGAGCGUGCAGUUUGGGACCAGGAGGAGGAUGAGUGGAGGAUCGCCCCCAUCAUGCUGGACAAGGAGAAUCGCCCACAACGACCGGGCUCAGUUCUGGGCUUGCCCAGGCCCACCUCGGAAUUCACCCGGCUCAACCGCACCAUGGGGGAUUCCAACCCAAGGUACAUGUACGACUCCAUCCUGUUCACGGACCUGGAUCUGCCUGAGCGGACUACUGAGGACUACGAGGUGCACCCCGAGUUGGGGGACCGCAUUGAGCGUGCCCUGACCCUGGCCCUGGCCCAGGAAGAUGAGGAGCAGGUGAAGGAGAAGGAUCGCCCCUCCACCAGCCAGAAGAAGAGGCCGUCCAGUGGUCGACCGGGCACCGCCAAGAAGGAUGGCGCCGCGGCCGCUGCAUUUCCGCAGGCACGUGGCCUGGUCUCGCGGGAGUAGGGGCAGGGGCAGCGCGAGUGUCCGGAGUCCGGAAGCGACCGGCGACGUGCCGUUGUGCAGACUGGCAUACCUGAGCGCCGAAUCGUCUCACCAUGAAUUCUGGCUGAAAUGUCCCUGUUCAGGCCUGCCAGCCUUCAAAACAGGUGGAGAUGCAGAUUACCUUGAAUAGGGUCCUUGCCUGCUUUAGAGAAUGGCAGUAGCGGUUAGGCCCCUGUGCCUUCGCUUUGCCUCGCCUUCGCAGCUUCCCGUCCCCGCUUCGCCUUGCACGGAAUUCUGAAACUGCCGCCCAAGGUGCUUG